This is a messenger RNA of Paraphaeosphaeria sporulosa, 558 nucleotides long. RefSeq lists its product as uncharacterized. NCBI's taxonomy places the organism in Eukaryota, Fungi, Ascomycota, Dothideomycetes, Pleosporales, Didymosphaeriaceae. The record is from RefSeq and is a predicted model, not a curated record. The transcript has 2 exons. The coding region runs from base 1 to 558 and encodes 185 amino acids.
AUGAGUCCCCGACAACCCCGAACACCGCGCUCGCCCUCCUUGAGACUUGCUCGCAGAUCUAUGCCGAAACGAAGCACCUCCCCCUCCCCCUUGGCACAGCAAUUCAUGACAAAGAGACUCGAUGCGGUCUCAUGCGUGGCUUCGCUCUCGCAGCACAUGCUGGCUGGCAUUAUGCGGCUGAAAGUGCAUCUUGCGAACGAUUGCUCAAUCACCUCGCGCCGCCGGGGAUGUACGACUAUAGACGUCCUCAACGCCGCCGGUUGGGCGAAGACAUACGUGCAUCGUGGCUUCUACGCCGUGCAUCAUAAGCUCCUCGAGCUGAAGCACCUCCGCGUGGUCGACCACGGCGUUACAAGCGACAAUGCGGCGUGUCAGGCGGACCGAUUCGUCGAGAACGGGAUUGUCGGCACCGGGUCAUUGCCUCCGCGAUGGAGUGAGAGCAAGCGGGUGGAGAUUCGGGACUGGGGAACGGAGGUGGAAUGUGUCUAUGCGGACGUCGCAGAUGGAGAUGGGGUGCGACAGCUUGAAGUCAAGGCGACUGAGGGAGGUGUGCGAUGA